ACUUAUAUAUAUAAAACAACUCACCACAAAACUGUCAAUAACACGCAGUGCAGAGCAUCACAAAUCAUUGUAACACAGAAACUAUUGAAGAAAAGGAGCGAUCAAUUAAUAGAAAAGAUGAAGCCGAUCGAUGACAGGCAAGAGAAAGUGACGAUUCGAGCGGUUAGUCGCGACGAAGAAGGAAGGAAGAAGGUGGAGAAGACCGAACUCGAAACGCACAACGUGGACACCGUCAAGUACGUGGAGAAGAAGCUCGUCGACAAGGGCGUACAGCGCAUGGAGCGCCAUCCUGCUGACGGCAUCGGAAUCGGGAGGCCGCUGCCUAAGUCCGGCCGUGGAGGGAAGUACACGUGGGAGGGUCCUGCUGACAUGGCGGACAACGAGCUCAACGCGGCUCCGGCGGCCAUCGACGAGAAGGAUCCAAACUAUGUUGAUGAGGAGGAAGAUGUUCUGAGGGAGCUGGUGAAGGGUGAGGUUGAAGUGGCCAAAGCUGCGGAGGAUAAAGGUGUUGCUAGGGUUGAUGUUGAUCCUCGCUUGCAACAGUCUUCUAAUAAUUAACACUCAUCAAUAUCAAUGGUUGAUCAAUCAAUCAAUAAUUUGUUGCUAAUUUCCGGUGUGUGUGUCAUGUGAUUCUAUAGUUUUUUCAGUUUUCGUUUUGCUUUGACUUGGAAGUUGUACUAAUAUUUACAAUACUGCUGGUUAAAUGAAAUGUGAAGUUCUUUUUCCUA
Molecule: messenger RNA, 728 nt
Organism: Arachis ipaensis
Lineage: Eukaryota; Viridiplantae; Streptophyta; Magnoliopsida; Fabales; Fabaceae
Product: plant/protein
Source: RefSeq, a predicted model, not a curated record